AUGGGAUAAAGGUAUAACGGGAUGCAGCAACAUUCUUCCCACUCUUUAAUCUCCUUAAAUAUUUUUGUUGAUAGCUCAUUAAAAUAGGGAGGUUUUCGUCAUUUCAAUUUUCAACCCAAAAAUUUUCAAAUUCAUUUUGCUCCUGCAACUCCUCUCCCUCCCCAUCGUGAACGACAGCUCACAACAAAAUAAUAUAACACCAAUCAGAAAUUAAAGAUUCCUUCCAAUGGAGUUUGGGAUCCAGCUUAAGUUAAUUAGAACUUAUUAUAAUUUUGAUCUUCUUGAUCCUUGGAAAAAAUAAAUGAAAGGGGAUCAAUUUGAAAAUAGGAACGUUUACCAUUCUUUAACCUAAUUAUUGGGGAUAGAGAGAUAGUGGGAGUUGGCCCAAAUUUGAUUCCUUAGGAUCUAAUCUUUCUGUUAUGCACCUUUUCCAUGAACAAGUAUUGAAUGUGAAGUUGAGAUUAGAGAGAAAAAAAUGAAAGUGAAAGAUACAAUGAGUAAGAGUUUAGUGUGUUUAGCAGUGUUCAUUUUGUUUCUGUUUGGUUCAUUGUUGUACACGGGAAGAAUAGAUUACAGAUCAAGUUUUUCGCUAUUCGAUUCCCCGCUGAGUAAAGCUACGCCCUGCUUCACUGAAUCGGAACCUCUGAAGGUUUACAUGUACGAUCUAGAGAUGAAAUACAACGUUGGUUUGUUGAAAGGCUCACAUUAUAAUGCUGCUCCUGUGACUAUUGAGACUUUGCCAGAGUGGCCAAAAUAUACGGGUUUGAGGAAACAACAUAGUGUGGAGUAUUGGAUGUUGGCCUCAUUGUUGUAUGCAAGUAAUGAUGAAACCCGAGAGGCUGUUAGGGUUUUGGAUCCAGAAUCAGCUGAUGUAUUUUUUGUGCCUUUUUUCUCUUCCUUGAGUUAUAAUACUUACUAUAGACAUGGGAAUGAUUCAGAGGUCAAAUUUGAUGAUCAAUUGCAGGCUGAAAUUGUUGAUUUCUUACGAAAGUCUGAACAUUGGAAGAGGUCUACUGGUCGGGAUCAUGUGAUCCCAAUGCAUCAUCCAAAUGCUUUCAAGCGUUACCGGGAGAAGGUGAAUGCUGCUAUUUUCAUUGUUGCAGAUUUUGGUCGUCCUCCUCCCACUGUGUCUAAUUUGAGGAAAGAUGUAGUGUCCCCAUAUGCACACGUGGUUGAAACUUUUGAAGCUGAUGACAUUUCUGACCCAUAUGAGUCCCGUACAAAGCUUCUUUUCUUCCGGGGGAGGACAGACAGGAAAGAUGAUGGAAAAGACCGUCAGCAAUUGAAAGACAUGUUAAGUGGUCAAAAGGAUGUUGUCUUUGAAGCAGCAGGAAUCUCGGGGAAAGGUGUAAAUGAAUCAACAAAUGGGAUGCGUUCCUCAAAGUUCUGUCUACACCCAGCAGGGGACACCCCAUCAUCUUGCCGCCUCUUUGAUGCUAUAGUUAGCCAUUGUGUUCCUGUAAUUGUUAGUGACAAAAUUGAGCUGCCUUUCGAGGAUGAAUUGGACUAUACCAAGUUCUCAAUAUUUUUCUCACGCCAUGAGGCAAAGAAAGAAGGAUACAUGCUUGAUCAGCUCAGGACCGUUUCAAAAGCUAGAUGGCUUGAAAUGUGGGGCUAUCUGAAGAACAUUACCCAUCAUUUUGAGUACCAGUACCCUCCGAAAAAGGGUGAUGCUGUAAACAUGAUAUGGAGGCAGGUCAAGCACAAGCUUCCUGCUACCAAACUUGAUGUACAUAGAAACAGGAGGCUGAAAGUGCCAGAUUGGUGGAGAUAGUGCUUGAAGCUUGCUGGUAUUAUACUGUACAUUUGUAUACAUUCAUAGGCAAAAAUCCCUCAAGGGGAACUCUUAAUCGAACGAAGACAGUAAUAAUUGCGUUGAGAUAAUAUUAACAUUAGUUGAACAAUUCUGGGUCCUCUUUUUCCUGGAGACUGGGUUGGAUUUUGCAACGAUAGCUUACCCAACAUUUGUAUGGUACUGUAGCAUAUUCUUUCAUUGCAAUAUUAGAGGCUGAGAUAUAUCAUUUUCCCACUA
Capsicum annuum is the source of this 2032-nucleotide messenger RNA. Its product is annotated as probable arabinosyltransferase ARAD1. The record is from RefSeq and is a predicted model, not a curated record. Gene Ontology annotation, molecular function: glycosyltransferase activity. Lineage: Eukaryota; Viridiplantae; Streptophyta; Magnoliopsida; Solanales; Solanaceae. Bases 476 to 1774 code for a protein of 432 amino acids. The transcript has 4 exons.